AUGCAGUCUUUCAUCAAGGCGACGUUGAUACUUACAAUUUUCCACGGCGGAAGUUUUGCUUCGCCAAUUUCUGGUCCCGUCUUGGAACAUCGAGGGACUGACUUCUGGUACCCGACUCCCCUUACACCUACGAAUGGGCCAAUUACAGCAAUUGGAGCCAAUGGAGGUUACAACUACGGUGGCGACGGUGCCAACGGCGGAUACAUUGGUAUAGCUAAUUACGCAGGAGGAGGAAGCUCUAUCUACGCAAAUGGCGCUAACGGUGGUCAAAAUGCAUAUGGUAAUGGCGCCAAUGGCGGAAGUAUUUCUGUGGGUAGGCGUGGAGCGGGAUUCCUUUUCCCUAUAUACAACUCAUAUACUCCACCAAAUGGUCCAAUUUCUGCAUACGGCGCCAACGGUGGGUAUAAUCAAUACGGGAACGGGCGGAUCUCGAUAAACCGCCGCGAAGAUUCUAUCUCUCUUCAAAAGCUCCAAGGUAGUCCAGACAUUAGGAAUCUCCUCUGGGGGUGGUAUGGAAAUCAACCAUUGUUGUACUCCGGAUCAGGAAAAUUGUCCAGCACGACUUACGGGAACAAGCCUCCUACUGCCCAGCCGAUUUUUGUGACUGGACAUAAUGGCGGCGUGAGUUACAACGGGAAUGGAGCGAAUGGAGGGACGAUCUCCGUACCAUCAGGUACCACCACAACAGAACCAGAUACAUCGACGGGCCUCGCUGGUACAGGGAGCCCGACAAAGGUGACUAUCACUGCCAACGGACAGAAUGGCGUCACCAUGAAUGGGGAAGGCUCGAACGGAGGAACUAUUUCUGUCACCUCGGAAAGUGUAUCACAAUAA
This is a messenger RNA of Psilocybe cubensis, 834 nucleotides long. RefSeq lists its product as uncharacterized. The record is from RefSeq and is a predicted model, not a curated record. NCBI's taxonomy places the organism in Eukaryota, Fungi, Basidiomycota, Agaricomycetes, Agaricales, Agrocybaceae. The transcript is spliced from 2 exons. The coding region runs from base 1 to 834 and encodes 277 amino acids.